Molecule: messenger RNA, 1635 nt
Organism: Ochotona curzoniae (black-lipped pika)
Lineage: Eukaryota; Metazoa; Chordata; Mammalia; Lagomorpha; Ochotonidae
Gene: TKTL2
Product: transketolase like 2
Exons: 2
Coding region: 16-1635 (539 amino acids)
Molecular function (GO): transketolase activity; thiamine pyrophosphate binding
Source: RefSeq, a predicted model, not a curated record
AGCGCUGCGGAGAUCAUGGCCGUGCUCUUCUUCCACACGAUGCGGUACAAACAGACGGAGCCCGAGCACCCCAACAAUGACCGAUUCGUCCUCUCCAAGCGGCUGCCGUUCGUGGACGUGGCCACGGGCUCCCUUGGGCAAGGGCUGGGCGCUGCGUGUGGAAUGGCCUACACCGGCAAGUACUUCGACAAGGCCAGCUACCGCGUGUUCUGCCUCCUGGGGGACGGGGAGUCCUCCGAGGGUUCGGUCUGGGAGGCCCUGGCCUUCGCCUCCCACUACCAUCUGGACAACCUCGUGGCGGUCUUCGACGUGAACCGCUUGGGGCAAAGCGGCACCACACCCUUGGGGCACUGCACCGACGCGUACCAGAGGCGCUGUGAGGCCUUUGGGUGGAACACCUGCUUGGUGGACGGCCACGACGUGGAGGCCUUGUGUCGGGCGUUUUGGCAAGCAACCCAGGUACAGAACAAGCCCACGGCCGUCAUCGCCAAGACCUUCAAGGGUCGAGGCAUCCCAAACAUUGAAGACGCAGAAAACUGGCAUGGGAAGCCAGUGCCAAAAGAGAGAGCGGAUGCCAUUGUCAAGUUGAUCCAGAGUCAGAUCCAGACCCACAGCAUUCUCCUACCGAAAGCCCCCGUGGAAGACUCCCCUCCGGUCAAGAUCACGAAUAUAAAGAUGACCUCUCCGCCGGCUUACAAAGUCGGCGACAUGAUGUCCACUCGAAAAGCAUGUGGUUUGGCUCUAGCCAAACUGGGUCACGCCCACGAAAGGGUGAUCGUCCUGGACGGUGACACGAAAAACUCCACCUUCUCCGAGAUAUUCAAGAGCGAGCACCCGGAGCGUUUCAUAGAAUGCUUUAUCGCGGAGCAGAACAUGGUGAGCGUGGCCCUGGGGUGCGCCGCACGUGGUCGGACCGUAGCUUUUGCCAACACCUUCGCCGCCUUUUUAACUCGAGCUUUCGAUCAGCUCCGAAUGGGAGCCAUCUCUGAGACCAACAUCAACCUGGUUGGUUCCCACUGUGGCGUGUCCGUAGGUGAGGAUGGCCCUUCCCAGAUGGCCCUGGAGGAUCUCGCCAUGUUCAGAAGCAUUCCGGGCUGCACCGUUUUCUACCCGAGCGACGCGGUCUCCACCGAGCACGCUGUGCGUCUCGCUGCCAACAUCAAAGGGAUGUGCUUCAUCCGCACCAGCAGACCAGAAACUGCAGUUCUCUAUACUCCGCAAGAAAAUUUUGCGGUUGGACAGGCCAAGGUAUUGUGCCACAGUGUUGAGGACAAGGCCACGGUCAUCGGAGCUGGGGUCACUCUGCACGAAGCCUUAGCUGCCGCUGGAGGUCUUUCUCAAGAAGGUAUUUCUAUUCGGGUCAUUGACCUGUUCACCGUGAAACCCCUGGAUGCAGCCACCAUCAUCUCCAACGCGAGAGCCACGGGGGGUCGGCUGCUCACCGUGGAGGACCACUACCCAGAGGGCGGCAUCGGAGAGGCGGUUUGCGCCGCCGUGGCCCAGGAGCCGGACAUCCGUGUCCGCCAGCUGGCAGUGUCCCACGUGCCCCGGAGUGGGAAACCCAGCGAACUGCUGGACAUGUUCGGGAUUAGUGCUAGACACAUUGCGGAGGCUGUCAAGUGCAUGUUGAACUAG